CGCCACGUGCCUCGUGAGGUGGGCUGGGUUCCCCGCUCGCGCCCUUCGAGGUCUUCCGGGGUCCAGCCAGGCUUUGGCCUCUGUCUUUCCCUGGUUACGGAGACUGCAUCUGGUUCCCCGGAAGGAUCAUCCGGUACAAAAGCCAAGAUGGAUAUUCAGACUUGGUAUUUGAAAACAUCAAAGCUGGCUCUGGCCUUGGCAAUUAUCCACUCAAAACCAGUCGGCAGGAGCAGCAGAGAAUAUGCUGAGCACCUUGCCUCCCUCAUGUCUCAGCAAGAGUCCAAAUGGAGAUCCAAAGUUGAAGUCUUAGAAGCAGAAGUUCUGCAUUUACAGCAAAAACUUUUUCUGAGCAGGACAUGCUGGGAAUUAUAUAAGAAUGGAAAGGUGUUUUCCUACCUGCCAGGUCAGGAACCUACAAGUUCUGAGAAUACGUUAACUGUGAUGAAUGAUUCUGGAUGUGAUUUAUCAAAUGAGCAAAGAAGUGAACCUUCCGAGUCCCAGCGUUUUAUAGACAGCUGCAGUCCCCCACCUGUUCUUCCACUGCCUCUUAGGAAAAGAAGGUGUACUACCGUGGAAAAUCCUCUGUCUUCUCACAUGCAGUUCUUGCAACAUCUACUUGAACUGAAGAAAUUGACAGAAUCAGGCAGUCUGAAAGCAGACUUCACUCACUUUGAGAAAGACUCAUCCACAGUCUCUGACUCUGUGUUACAGUUGCUAGGUGGCCUGAUUGCUUUUUACCGUCAUCCCAAACUUCCUUUUUCACGCUUUUGGACAGAAGCUGUUGAUACAGUUGCAAGAUUGAACAGUGAUAUUAAUUUAUCUAAUCAUAUUUUUAAGAAAUGCUCGAAGAAAUUGGAAGAAUUUCAGAAAACUCUACUUCAGGCCAUUUUAGAGAACAACCAUAUAAACCGGUUUCAGGUGCAACGUUAUGUCUCCCAGAGUCUGGUAACCCUAGGAAGUUGCAGCUCAUUGAGAAAGUCUAUUAUAUCACUACUUCUAUCAGAAGUGAAUAGCUUUGUGGAUGAUCUGGAAGCCAUUGUUCAG
This is a messenger RNA of Nannospalax galili (Upper Galilee mountains blind mole rat), 1044 nucleotides long. It is a transcript of the gene Mei4, whose product is annotated as meiotic double-stranded break formation protein 4. The transcript is spliced from 4 exons. Gene Ontology annotation, biological process: oogenesis; DNA recombination; homologous chromosome pairing at meiosis. The record is from RefSeq and is a predicted model, not a curated record. The annotation marks the transcript as partial. Gene Ontology annotation, cellular component: lateral element. NCBI's taxonomy places the organism in Eukaryota, Metazoa, Chordata, Mammalia, Rodentia, Spalacidae.